CUGAUAAUUUGCAGCGGUGUGUGGCCUCGUACUCAGGCCCUUGUGCGCGGCCGACUAUAUAUUCCCGUAUUGUCUUGGCGGUAUGCUUGAACAGCAUGUUUCUGGAAUAUGGCUCACAACUAGAGACGAACGGCGGCGAAAGAAGUCUUCUAGAAGGGCGGCAAAGCGAAAACGGGAGAAGGAGAAUUAUACUCUUGUUGGAUCCUACAAGGUAGAAGGUGCGUCUGCUAGGGUAACCAGAACGUUACAAAAAGUAGGUUCCAGGUCAAAGUUACAAACUAAGAUAUCACGUUUCAUGCUCUCUAAUGAUGACAAAGAAGUCGAAGACCCAAUCGAGAAGAUCCAUGACAGAGAUACGUGUCCUAGACGUCAGCAAUUGCUUACAAAACAGGAAUCUGUACUUCAGGCACUGGAACACUAUGAUCUUGAGAAAAGAGAUUUAGUCUGUCAAGCAAGUAAAAGAGACACAGAUUUGGAGACUAAGGAAGAAUUGCAAGGCAGUAUAUUUAAUCAUAAUGAUCAUCUGAAUGGAGAAAUAGAUGAGGCAUGGAGCCCACCCUCUCAUUCUACAGAAGUAUCUGUUUCGUUUCCAACUGAUAGAUCAACAAAUCAUUUACCAUUCAGUGAAUCGUCCAAUUGCCACGAGGAAAGUGACAGAUUGUUGCCAUGCCUCUAUGAUCCAGCGUUCUACCACAACUGUACAGAACACAAUACUCAGGGUGAAACUCUUCCACCCAUUACUCAUUCACUGAUAUAUCAAGCUCUGGGAUCUCCAGGCAGCCUAGAACACGGAUCAGACAGCAGUAAUCAAAUCGAGUUGUAUGACACAGCAAGUACGUAAUACAAAUAGUGGCAGAUUGUAAUGGAUGACACAAGAGAGACAGUUUGAGAUACCGGUACAUUGUAUUGUAGUAUUGGCAACACAGUUUAAUAAAA
Messenger RNA from Corticium candelabrum, 936 nucleotides. RefSeq lists its product as uncharacterized. The record is from RefSeq and is a predicted model, not a curated record. The coding region runs from base 83 to 841 and encodes 252 amino acids. The transcript has a single exon. Lineage: Eukaryota; Metazoa; Porifera; Homoscleromorpha; Homosclerophorida; Plakinidae.